GCAACGGCGUGGGGGAGGGCGGCCCGAGUGUGUGUGUCUGUGUUGUUGUUCCGCGGCGGCGGCGGCGGCGGUAAGAUGGCUGCCCACGGGGGCUCCGCGGCGUCGUCGGCGCUGAAGGGGUUAAUCCAGCAGUUCACGGCCAUCACCGGUGCAAGUGAAAGUGUAGGAAAACAUAUGCUUGAAGCUUGUAACAACAACCUGGAAAUGGCGGUCACUAUGUUUUUGGAUGGCGGAGGAAUUGCUGAGGAGCCCAGUACCAGUUCAGCAAGUGUCUCUACUGUCAGACCACACACAGAAGAAGAAGUUCGUGCUCCAAUUCCUCAAAAGCAAGAAAUUUUGGUGGAGCCAGAACCUUUGUUUGGUGCUCCUAAAAGACGAAGGCCUGCACGUUCAAUAUUUGAUGGUUUUCGAGAUUUUCAAACUGAAACUAUUAGGCAGGAACAGGAAUUAAGAAAUGGAGGAGCAAUAGAUAAGAAACUGACAACCCUUGCAGAUCUAUUCCGGCCCCCAAUUGACUUGAUGCACAAAGGCAGCUUUGAAACAGCCAAAGAGUGUGGCCAGAUGCAGAAUAAGUGGCUGAUGAUAAACAUUCAAAACGUACAAGAUUUUGCAUGCCAGUGCCUCAACCGUGAUGUGUGGAGCAAUGAAGCUGUGAAGAAUAUUAUCCGGGAACAUUUCAUUUUCUGGCAGGUUUAUCACGACAGUGAGGAAGGUCAGAGAUACAUACAGUUUUACAAGCUAGGGGAUUUCCCCUAUGUUUCCAUUUUAGACCCACGGACAGGUCAGAAGCUAGUAGAGUGGCACCAAUUAGAUGUAUCUUCUUUCUUGGACCAAGUAACAGGGUUUCUGGGUGAACAUGGGCAACUAGAUGGACUUUCUAGCAGCCCCCCAAAAAAAUGUGCCCGAUCAGAGAGCCUCAUAGAUGCCAGUGAAGAUAGCCAACUGGAAGCUGCCAUCAGAGCCUCCUUGCAAGAGACACAUUUCGACUCAGCACAGGCAAAACAGGAUAGCCGCUCAGAUGAAGAAUCUGAAUCCGAACUUUUCUCUGGCAGUGAGGAAUUCAUAUCGGUUUGUGGCUCUGAUGAAGAAGAGGAGGUAGAGAAUCUUGCUAAGUCCAGAAAGUCUCCUCAUAAAGAUUUGGGGCAUAGAAAAGAGGAGAACAGAAGGCCACUGACUGAGCCCCCAGCCAGAACUGAGCCUGGCACAGCCACAAACCAUCAAGGAUUGCCAGCCAUGGAUUCUGAGGUCUUGGAGAUGUCACCUGAAAAGUCAGAUGGAAUAGUGGAGGGGAUAGAUGUAAAUGGACCAAAAGCACAGCUGAUGCUGCGGUACCCAGAUGGAAAGAGGGAGCAGAUCACUCUUCCAGAGCAGGCUAAGUUGCUGGCUUUGGUGAAGCAUGUGCAGUCUAAAGGAUAUCCAAACGAACGUUUUGAACUUCUCACCAACUUCCCUCGGAGGAAACUCUCUCAUCUGGACUAUGACAUUACCUUACAAGAGGCGGGCCUCUGUCCUCAAGAGACUGUCUUUGUACAGGAAAGAAAUUAACACCAUGGCCUGACCUCUCUCAGCUUACCCUUUUUUUUUUUCUCUCUCUCUCUUUUUCCUGUGAGAUACAAUGUCACUAAGUAUGCAUUUUGGCUCAUAGGACUACAGAGCCAAAGCUGGGCAAGCAGUUCACCUGCCUUUUCUUUAUAUCUUUCUGUCACCUGUAAAUCAGUUUCCUUCCCACUUAUUUCUUUCUCCCUUCAUUUUCUGUCAUUUUCUUCUUUUUCUCACUUUGUUUCUUACCAAGUGUGAUGACCAAAUGGAAAUGUGAGGCUAAGAAUAAGAUCUCUUCUAGUCUUGGCAGCAGGAAAUGUGUGUUCUAAUAAGUGGUCUCUUGCGUGGCACCUUUUGGGUUCUAGUGAUGUUACUUCUAGACUGUCUUGACAGAGAAUGGCUAGGAUCAGAUUAAAAUAGCCCCAUUUUAGGUAGGGAAAAAAUAUUCUCUUGACAUGCAUUUUGCUCAUGUAGAAAGAUCUCAUAAUGAAACAUUCAGGCUUUUGUUUAUCUGGAAAAAGCAUCCUUUAUACUAUUGCUCAUCAUAUUUAAAAUUUCCUUCAAUUAUUCCCCUCUUCCAGUGACAAGUCAUUUCCAUGAUAUGUGUUAUUGGCAGAAUGAGUGCUCAGUGUAUUAUGUGUAGUACAGGGUGGCUUUCAAUGUCCUAGCCUGAGACAGUUUUCUUUAUUAUUACUCAGUUAAUUAUAUUCCUCUUUCCAGUCCUAGGAUGAACCUUUAGUAAGCAUCUUGUGUCUGGGCUAGGAAGGUGCUUGCUAUUUUUGCCUGCACAGCAAAUUAGUUCCUUUGGCUCCAUUGUCUGAGUCUAUAGUAUUCUGUAGGAAGGCAGGUGUUCAAUAAUCAUGUAGUACAAUGGCUUUGUAAUUGUAACCACCAUGGUUAUUGAUUGUCCUAUGUGCUUAAGGCAUACUUACGUAUGUCCCAGGGUUGGGUGGGAUGGGCAGGGGUCCCAAAAACCUGCAGCUGAGAGUUGCUUGCAACGUUCUUUUGGUUAGAAAUAGUGAUUUGUUUUUUACCCCCAAUUGGAAUAAUCUCUAAAUUGUCUGGUAACUAAUUGACCUUAAUUCCUUGUGCUGUUAUUUUAGAAAAUAUCAAAACUGAAAGUCUUUGAGAGGAAGACCUUCAAACUCGGUUCAUAAGACAACAGUUAGUAAGAGAGAUUACCAGUAAUCGUCAGAUGUGAGGGUUUGGUUUUGUUGUUUUUUUUUCCAACAAAAGUCACAUUCAAAUUGUAUUUGGUGAAAGCUUUUUCAGUAUUACUUAGAAAAGGCCACCUGACUCUAUAGUACUAUUCAGUACUAUCAGCUUCACUGUAUGUUCAGUUCUUUCCUUGAGCUUUAAAUAGUUCUCUACCAGGGCAGGUAGUAAUUUGGUGGGAAAAUCAAAAGUUUAAGCUGGUUAUAAAACCAUUUCAACAGAAUAACUUAUCUUGUCAAUUGAAGACUAAUUGAUUCUUGUACUUGAGGAACAUAAAUUGCGAUUGCUCAGAAACGUUUGGGUUCCUGUAUACUUUCAGAUUGCUCUUUUGGCAACUAGGGGAUUAAAAAGAUAAACUAAAGAGAAAUGGUGUGUUGCUGGUAUGCAGCUAUAGAAUAUGGUUGUUAAUGGUUGGAUUUUGAGGGACCUCCUUAAAGAAUGGGUUAUGUAUCUCCUCAAGGAAAUCAUGGGAAAUUCUGUUAUUUUUCAGUGAGUCCUUUUGAAUUAAUGUUCUUACUUUUUUUUUCUAAGUCUGUGUAAGUGCUUAUGUAUAAGUAUAUAAUUGUAUAAAUAUUUAUAAAUAUAUUUAUAUAAUUACAAUUUCAUUUAUACCUUGAGUCAAAGUUCUCUCUUUAGAUUGGUUACUGAAUAAUACCACUUUGGUGUUUUUUCAUAGUGCUUGAGGCUUAAUCAACAGUUUGGAUUUAUUAAGCAAAUAUGUUAAUUCCUCAGUUGUAUCUCUGAACUUGAAUAAAAACUGGCUGUCUGAGGAAUGGGGCUGUAUACUCUCAGAGGUACAGUAGAAGGCUUAAAAAAAAACCUAUUAGUCAAAGUCAGCAGUCUAAAGCUUAGGGGAGCCACAGGGUAAAAAGUAAGAGAAUACUCAGCUUUGCUACGCUGGUACCAUCUCCACACCCAACACAGACCCAGCUAAAGCCCAAAUCAGUAAGAAAUGUGAAGUCAAGCAUUUCCCUUAGAGAACUCUGCUGCACCUUCUUGUCCUGUUAGGUUGGGUUCUCUUAUAUAGCAAAACCUGCCUUGAGAACCUGAAGCAGGAUGUUCACAGGUGAGAGGGUGUAUGUAGUUCUUUUAUAUGCUUAGCACUGGCAGAUCCAUUUAUGAGAAACCAAAGUAAGAUGACCAAGUAUAUAUGUGAGUUAAGAGACAGGGCGUCAUGCAUUCAUCAACCUUAGUCAGGAUGAUCCACUAUAGAGGAUUUUAUUUCUUGUUGACCAGGAGUGUGAUUAUCAGGGUUGGCACAUGGGAGGAAGGAUUAUGGAUUACAUGAGAAAAAUAAAUGGGAAUAUUACCUUGCUCAAGAAUUUAAGCUACGAAAAAAAAAUAGUUUGCUGUAGUUCUUCUGCAAGUUAUUUUUCUUCAAGGGAAAACAUUCAUUUGGUAGUCAAAUAAGGUCUGUGAGGUCAUUUAACUGUAGUGAUUCCUGUAGUUAAUAGAAACAGCUCAAAAGUUUAAAAUAAGGAGAAAAGGGACUUGAGUGGUAUAUAAAGAGAGGGAAUGAAAACUAAUAGGGAAAAUGAAAGAAAUUGCUGUCUGGACUUGACAGCUCAAGCAGUGCCAGGUGAGGGAAGAGCAGGACUGGUUUUGAGUAGCUAGCAUGUGUGAUGUGUGCUCUGUGUGUAUUUCCUCCUUCAGGCUUCAUGCAGUCCCCAUACAGUAUGUAUGCAUUCUACUUAUUUGUGAAUGAGGAAGAAAACUGGAAUUCCUACAGCUUCUUCAGUAUGUUAUUAAGAGUAAGGGGCAAAUUAAAAUCAGAGCCCAGAGUCUGUCUUUACCUUGUGUGGUGUGUUGUCCUGUUAGUUGGCGUCUGUUUACUUUGAAAUCAUCUUACUAUUAUUUGGCUUUAUAAACUAAGGGGUUUUGUUUCCUUAAAGCUGGAAGGAGUGGUUGGGGUCAAGAUUAUGGGAUUUGCACUAUCCCUAUGAAGUCUUAAUUAUGCCAUUUUUAGCAGGCAGUUGUCCAUUGCUUUUUUAAAAAUAAUUCACUAAGGAAAAAUGACUACAGCAUUAUUUGCCAAGAAUAUAUGGAAACCAUAGAAAAGAUUUUUUAAAAGAGAAGAUACAUUUUUUUUUUUCUGGUAGAUUAUUCACAGUAGAUUAUUGAACAACCCUUUGUUUUUAUACCUUUUGUUCUAUCUUAUAUCUAAUUGUAUUCAUGCUCUAUUGAGUCUAUAGUCAAAAAUUGGAAAUAUUUUGAAAGUCAAGAUCUAGUUUGAUUGUUUUACCCAGUUAGGGUGUCCAUGUACAUGAAUAACAUGUAUCCAUGUACAUGGAUAACGGCAGGAAGGUGAGUGUUCUCCUUUUCAGGGAUGAACCGUUAUUGCAAUAGGGAAUUAGGAGGAAAGAGUAGUGUAGGUUUGUUGGGGUGUCCUCACAGAGAAGAAAGGUGGGCAGUGGCAAGCAUUGUAGCACAUUCUUUGACUCUGGUAUUUAUAAAUAGUAGAUUUGAGGCAAGACCUUUCCCAGGGAAAGGGAUUUUGAGCUCCAGUACUAUAAAGUCUCUUUAAUUAGCAGGAAUCUUAAUUGAACACUUAAGAAAACUACCAGAGGGCUCCUGAAAAAUGAAGGCAAGAUCUUUGUUCCUGGGCACAGUCCAUGGUGUUUGACACCUCCUCCUUCCUGGCGGGUUGCGUGCACUUUUCUGCUCAUCUUGGCAAGUGGCUUUCUUCCUCUGAAUCUUAAAUUUCUUUUGUUAAAAAAACAGACAAUUGGACUAGAUUAGUACUAUCUUUUUGAGUCAAAAGACUUUAGAUGUUUUUAAAGUUUUGACAUGAGUGGGGAAUGGUAGGGUUAACUACUAACAGAAUUAACUUCAUGGAGGAAAUAUGAGUGUGCACCUCGAGUCAUAGCUCUACAGAACUUAUGUACACCCCAAUGUUUUAUGCACCUAGUCUUUCCCUUUAUUUUAUAUCAUCUUCAGACUAAUUAAAAGUGUACUUGUUAAGCAGUUCCUUUGGUUUUUUUUCCCCCUGUGUUCAAGUGUCUUCUGCCCAAUCUCUUACAGACCUCACUGUGGUGACAGAAAUCCCCCCAGAGUACAAGAGUUACAGAUCUAGUGAUCUGUAAGCAGGCAGUUAUUUUUUUAAACUUAAUUCUGUAAGUCUAAUGAGUUUUAAGAAUAACUGAAAUGCAAUGAAUGUGAAGCAGAUAAUGUCCCCAGCACUGCAGCUUAAUUUGUGUGCUUUAAGCUAAAUACUGACCCAGCAGUUUUGAAGCUGAUUUGUGUAAAUUGUGAAAUUCACACUUGGUUUGGGCAGAUAUGACCUUUUCAAGAUUUCCAUCAAGCUGAGUUUAAAAAUAGUUCUUGUCCCAUAGAGUGGAUCUUUGUGGUGUCAUACUGUUUAGAGAUCUUUCAUUUACUUAGUAGUAAAUUGCAGAUACAACCUUAUAGGGAAUGCCUUGUUUAAAACUAAAACUUGAACAGUAAUGAGAGUAGGCAGAGCCAGCCCUCUUGAGAGGCUCACGCCUUCCCAGCAGCUCAAGCCUUAAUGAGUAGUCUGCCUCUGCACAGUCACUCUACCACUGCGUUUACUCCCUAGUCCUUGAAUGGAUACCUAAAGGCCCUGUGGGCAGUGAGUGAAUUUCAGCAUUAUUGGUUUGCCUUGCUUAACAUUUCAGUUGUUCGCCGUGAAACUUAGAAUCCCUAGUCCACAUUUUAGAAUGGGGCAAGAAUGUUACGUUCUUCAGAACUCAAAAUAACCAAAGAGUACCAUUCUAAUAUAUUACAUUGAUUUCUCCUAUAAUACAGAGAUUUAAUAUUUCAGUGAUGAUUAUUUGGAUUUUAGACUUAUGUUUGUGUCAGCCUGGUAAUGAGACAUCUUAGAAUUAAGAAUUAUUUGGUUUAUUUAUCUUUAAGAGCAGAGAUUAACUUAGUCUUGGUUGAUUUCUUUAUAAGGAACUCAGGUGCCUAGAUUAUUGGAUAUGAUGAAACCCUGAAGUAGAACAACCAUUUAAUCUUGCUUUUCCAUUCUUUUUUUUUUUUUUUUUUUUGUCUGUUUAGUUCUGUUUUCAACCAUUCUUACAGAGUUCAAGCUAACAACCUCCUUCCUUUCCUUCUCCUCCUCCUUUUUCUCAUCUUCCUUUUCCUUCUCCUUUUCUUUUUCCCUUGAGACAGGGUCUCUUUAUGUAGUCCUGGUUGUCCUGAAUCAGGCUCAUCUCUUAAGUGACUGUUUAGUUAAUUGAACAUGACCUUUAACCUCUGGGCCAUCCUUAUAUUAAAGUGAGCCACCAUGCCUGUCUCUUCUUCAUUCUUUACCUAAUUCUUCCCAAAAUUAGUCAUGAUAUUUAAUAUACUUUGCUAUGUUUUAAAAAUUAUAUUUCUCAGCCUUAAUAUAUAUAUCUCAUUUUUAAUAAAUUAAUAUAGAAGGGAAUACUUUGAGGCAAACAUCAUUUUUUACAGCUCAUUUCUUCCCUUAGGAGAAUUCUCAUUCCAAGUAAGAAGAUGGCUGGCUCUGUGAUAAGCCUCCAAGGCAGUUAGUUUAUUUGGUUACAGGUUUUUGGUUGCCCUACUUAAAUCUCACCAUUCUCAUAAACAUUUUGUUUUUUUAAAGAUACAACUGCUGAACCAAUACUUAGUUUAAAGCACACUCAGUUGCCCAGGAUGGCCUGAAACUCAGUAGCCUAGGUUGGCCUAGAGCUCUCCGGGGAUUAUAGGUGCAAGCCACUACACCUUGCCUAACCUGAUUCAUUUUUACUAUGUUUUUAACAUGACCUUUAUGCCAUAUAAUCCCAAAAUAAACUGGGUAAUCCAUAUGAACUACUUUACUAAGUAUAGUGAAGUUUACAAAAAUUUGCUGGCAGGGCAGGAGAGAUGGCUUGGUAGUUAAGAAUACUUGUUCUUGGGGCUGGAGAGAUGGCUCAGAAGUUAAGAGCACUGGCUGCUUUUCUAGAGGUUCUAAGUUCAAUUCCCAGCAACCACAUGGUGGCUCCCAACCGUCUAUAAUGAGCUCUGGUGCCCUCUUCUGGCAUAUAGGCAUAACACUGUAUACAUAAUAAAUAAAUCUUUAAAAAAAAAAAAAAAAAGACAACACUUGUUCUUGCACAAAGUCCUCCGUUUGAGUUCCAGGGACCACAUACCUGCCUAUAACUGUCUAUAACUCUAGUUCCAGUCUAUCCAACUCUUCUGAGUCAGGCCACCAGUCACACAUGGGAAGCUGAGGCAAGAAAAUUUCUAGUUCCAAGUCAUCCUGAAGUUACAUACCUUAACUCAAAAAGAAAAUUCUCCUUGCCUCAUCUUUUUUGAAUGCACCUGUAGUUUACUGUGCCAUGUAUUGUACAUUGCAGUACUCUUCUAGCCUCAAUUAAACAACAUUAUUCUUUCAGGAAUUACAAUUAAAGUUACUAUAAUGCCACAUACAAGUAUGUAUUUGGACACGAGUCUCAUUGCUCUGAGAGAAACUAGUGAGCUGUAGAAUUACUGGUUUAUAUUGUGUUGAUGUUUGAUUUUUAAGGAGGCAGAAAACGUGGAGCAGCUGAGAGAACUUGCUGCUCUUGUAGAGGACCUGGCUUAUUUCUCAGCAUCCACAUGGUGGACCACAGUCAUCCAUAGCGCUAGUCCCAGGCGAUCUGAUGCUGUCUUCUGACCUCUGGAGACUUCUGAUUUCUCUGUCACCAGGCAUGCAUGUGGUACACACAUACACACACGCAAAAACAGUUAUGCACACAAAAUAAAAAUUUGUUUUAAAGAUUUGCUCACAUAAUUAGAGAUGUGAAUACCAAUGAUAGUAUUUUGCCUGAGAACAAUCACAUUAAUCUGUAAGUACGGGAAGUUACAUCAGUGCACUUAAUUCUUUGGCAGGAAGCAGCAAUCUUUUACUGGGCAAUGGCACUUCUAGCAAUUAAACUGCUUAAAGAUUUUAUAUGCCUCCUAAUGCCACUUAGGUUUUCAAAUGGGAAAAAGAGUCAAGGUAAACUGGAACAAUAGUGAUAACCAGUGGUCUAUCUCCACCAGAAAAGCAGCUGUGGGCUGGUGUGCAGCUCAGAGACCGUGGGUUAGAUCCCCAGCAUUACUAAAUGGAAAAGUUUUAAUCUAACUGGGAUAGCGAGAGUCAUUUAUUGGUCAUUUGAAAUUGGGAACUGUUUUAAAUGACAUAAGUUCUGACCUGAAAUUGAAUUUUCCCUUUCUCAAAAAUCCUUAAUAAUUACUUUCAUUCAUGGGCUCGUAUGGGGACCAUUCACUACUGCCCUGUUUUCUUCCCUGUGUCAAGAUAGCCGAGAGUAGAGUGUGUGUCACCAGGAUGAACUGCAAGCUAAUCACAUUAGAAUAUUUAUAUUUAGCUGGAAACAUCGUUUUCAACAAAAUGAGUAUGGUAUGCCUUUUUUUUUUAAGCUGCUGUAUUUCUUAACAGAAAAUAUCAACAAAUAUUAAGUGAUAUAAUUCAAAAUACAAAUAGGCUCAUGAAACUAAUCUUAGGCUCUUAACUGUGUUGACGUUCUGCUGCCUCCAAGACAGUCCCCUAUAUUACCAGCUAACUAGAGAAAGUAGCAUGUGACCUCCACUUUUCAUUAAUGAGUGACAAGCCUGUAGUAGGAGCUGUUUAUUUUGUUCUUGGCAGACUUGGGCCUCAUUUUCUAGGUGUGCCCUUCUAGUUCAUAAAGGCUAGUUGUGUAGCACCUAGGAAACAGAAAAAAGCUGUGAGAUACCCUCUUGCCUCAGACAUGGAGAAAUGAGUGCUGUUUGAUACUGACUUUUAUGGUGUGUAAACUUUUGGGGGCUUCUGUCCAAGUUUUGGCAUGAAUAUUUAGACACAAGUUUUACACUCCUGGGAAUUCAUUUAAAAACAAAAAACAAAAAACUGUUCUGUUGGCUAUUCAGAAAUAACCAACCAAGCAUCUAGAUCUCUCUCUCUCUCUCUCUCUCUCUCUCUCUCUCUUUUCUUUUUCCAUAAUCAUUAAGAAAGUCCUCUUUCUAGUAAAUGUUCUGUGGAAUUUUCAGGAGUAUUUGUGGGCUUUGCGUGUCUUGUAUGAAUUCAGUUUGAAUAAUUCAUUUAGAAUCAUCUGGGAUGCCCAAUUCUGGCAAGUCUUUGCUACUUGUGUUUUUAGACAUGCCUCGUGUCUUUUUCCACACCUCACUUCCUGUCUUACUCAAUAGAUAAUUGAAGUCAAUUUGGGGUAUUUGCUUUACAAGUGUUUUUUCCGAGCAGUUCUUAACACAGUGUUUAGAUAUUUCCUGGGCUAUUUUAUGCUCGGUUUGCCCUGGACAAAGUGGUGGUCUUACUGAAAUGAAUUCUUAACACAGAACAAGUUCUAUAGUUCAGCUUGUUGCUGAAUCCAAGAAAGUAGUGGACAGAGCUAGUUCCUGUGGUGUGUUCCUAGCCGGGGCUCCUGAUAUGCACGUGGAGUUUCCAGGUUUCUGGGCAUCGGUCCCACAGUGCUAAGAGAGCAUUGAUUGUUACAACCCUUCUGCAAAGUGAAAUGAAAGAUUGGAGACCAGUGGGAUGGGAGAACCACACCAUCUACUCUCAAGUUUUUGUUCAAGGCGAAUGGAAGACUCCUGAAUAGCAGUGAUCCUAGAUGUGCUAGAGGAAGCCUGAAAUCAAAAGGCCCACGGCAGCAGGAGAGCUAGAACUGCCAGCUAAGAUGCACUGGACUCCACUGCUCUGAGCCUCAGGCAUUUUGGACACCUUACUGUGAUGUUUCCAUCGACACACGUAGGCUAUAGACAAACGCUCUCUGAAGUGAGGCUCUCUCUGUUGAUGAUUUAUUUCCUGGUUUGGGCUCUACCAAAUUGUGAGUAUUCGCUGUGUUGUGCCCAGUUGCUUUAUAUUAAUACUGCAACUUGAGUUGGGGUGGGUGGGUGGGGCAGCAGGGUGGGAGAGGGAGGGGAGCGGAAUGAAGUCUUUUGAAGACAUCAGCUCACUGUGCUGAGAGAGGGACCAAACUCUAGGAAACCUCUGAUCUAUAUCAACUGCUGCAUUUUUUUAUAAAUACAUGUAAAUGUCCUGUUGUAAUAUUUGAUCUUGGAAAUAAAAACAAAAACUUUUCAAUAUUA
This is a messenger RNA of Meriones unguiculatus (Mongolian gerbil), 10761 nucleotides long. It is a transcript of the gene Ubxn7, whose product is annotated as UBX domain protein 7. Gene Ontology annotation, cellular component: nucleus. The record is from RefSeq and is a predicted model, not a curated record. Lineage: Eukaryota; Metazoa; Chordata; Mammalia; Rodentia; Muridae. Gene Ontology annotation, molecular function: ubiquitin binding. Gene Ontology annotation, biological process: proteasome-mediated ubiquitin-dependent protein catabolic process. The transcript is spliced from 11 exons. The coding region runs from base 76 to 1545 and encodes 489 amino acids.